Arctia plantaginis is the source of this 312-nucleotide messenger RNA. The record is from the annotation of a GenBank genome assembly. NCBI's taxonomy places the organism in Eukaryota, Metazoa, Arthropoda, Insecta, Lepidoptera, Erebidae.
AUGUCUUUGUUUAACCAAGAAGAGUUAGAAAUGAUUGCAAUAGCGCUAGAUGAAGAAGAAGCAGAUGACCAAGAAGACUAUCAGCAGGCAAUAAAACGUAUUUGUGAGCUGUGGGAAGAUAGAGAAACUGCAGGAGAAUACAACACAUUAUGCCUGAAACUCACGAGACACCCUAAAUAUUAUUAUGAUUACUUCAAAAUGUCAGAAUCUACUUUUCAAUUGCUACUACAAAAGCUACAAGAUGGUUUGAGAAAAAAGAUACUUACUGGAGACAAUCUAUAUCGCCAAUGGAAAGACUCGCUGUUACGUUAA